Molecule: messenger RNA, 1071 nt
Organism: Musa acuminata AAA Group (dessert banana)
Lineage: Eukaryota; Viridiplantae; Streptophyta; Magnoliopsida; Zingiberales; Musaceae
Exons: 3
Coding region: 151-786 (211 amino acids)
Source: RefSeq, a predicted model, not a curated record
GACGAGGGGGAGAGAGAUAUAUAUAAUGAGAGAGAGGGAGAGAGGGAGAGAGAGGCGGUAAAGGGUGGAGAGCGGUUUCCUUCUUUCCUUAUUUGCCUCGUCUUUUGUGGCGUCCUAGGGUUUCAUCUUCGAUCGAUCUCUCUGGAAUCGAUGGCGAGGAAGCGGAAAACGGAGGCGAUGCGGCUCGACGAGGUGGAUCGGACGCUGUACUCCACCUUCUGCAGCGCCGCUAACUCGCUCUCGCAGCUCUACACGCAGGCCAUGAACCAGCAGAAGAUCUCCUUCCAAGCCGGCGAGCGCCACGCUAUGGAGAAGCUUUAUCAGUGGAUUGUGAGAAAGCAUGAGGAAGGGUCAAGGGUUUCUGUAGCUGAUAUAGUUACCCAUAUUCAGAAUGUGAUGGAUUAUGCUGGAGAAGAUGCAUUAGUAUCCCCAAGAUCAUCAUUCCCACAUCAACAUCAUACACCAAUGCAUGCAACAAAUUCAAGUGUACAACCUCCAUCUGCUUUGUUUGGGCAGCCAACCGUUGGACUCGCCUCUCGAAGCAGUCACUCUGAUCAAACAAAAAACUCGGUUUUCUCAAAUGCUCUUUCUAGUCCUGUGCGCAGGAGCCUUCAGCCUUAUCACGCUGCCCAGGGAGAUGGAUUUUAUGUAAAUGGUGUGGUACCAGCUGGAAAUACAGGAUCUAGGAAUCCUGAUGCAAAUCAACACCGGGAGACCAAUUCCCUCAGCUUCAGUGAUUCAUCCAUGGAUAUUCACACGGAUAGCCCGCCUCAUGAAUCUUAUUGACGACUGCCUAUCUCAUGCAUAUUUAGUUCAAGAGCUGUAACUGGUGCAGCCUUAAGUCUCAGUUCUGCAACUUUCGAGGAAAAAGGAAAGAACAGAGGCUAGUUAAAGUUCUUCUAAUCAGUCAUGCCAUGCCAAGAAAUGCAUGUGACAACAAGUUGAAGCUAUAUAUGAAUUGUGUGCUUUCGAUCACUUUUUACUGUGUCUAACUAUUUCUUUUUUUAUUGUGAUCUGGAUGGACUUAGAUAUGAAUGUUUUAUAUGUGAUACAUGUUUUUGGAUCUGGUAA